Molecule: messenger RNA, 534 nt
Organism: Lampris incognitus (smalleye Pacific opah)
Lineage: Eukaryota; Metazoa; Chordata; Actinopteri; Lampriformes; Lampridae
Gene: rps24
Product: ribosomal protein S24
Exons: 5
Coding region: 54-449 (131 amino acids)
Biological process (GO): translation
Cellular component (GO): ribosome
Molecular function (GO): structural constituent of ribosome
Source: RefSeq, a predicted model, not a curated record
CGUCUGCUGGUCCUUCCUCCUUUUCGACUUCCCUGAGCGAGGCUAGCGUCAAGAUGAAUGACACAGUUACAGUCAGGACCCGCAAGUUCAUGACGAACCGGCUGCUUCAGAGGAAGCAAAUGGUCGUUGAUGUCCUGCAUCCAGGCAAGGCCACAGUCCCAAAGACUGAAAUCAGGGAAAAGCUUGCCAAAAUGUACAAGACCACUCCUGAUGUGGUAUUCGUCUUUGGCUUCAGGACCCAGUUUGGUGGUGGCAAGACAACAGGCUUUGCCAUGGUCUAUGAUUCCUUAGACUAUGCCAAAAAGAAUGAGCCCAAGCACAGACUGGCCAGGCAUGGUCUGUAUGAGAAAAAGAAGUCCUCAAGGAAACAGCGCAAGGAACGCAAGAACAGAAUGAAGAAAGUACGGGGCACCAAGAAGGCCAGCGUGGGUGCUUCUGGCAAAAAGUGAGUCUGGAAAACCAGGGAAGGUCUUCGUGCUCAAGAUGUUCUUGUAUAUUGUCCUCAAAUAAAAAGUUUGGAAAAAAAAUGGAAAA